CUUCUUCUUCUUCCAUCCAUCCGCAUUCUGGAGAAAAAUGAAAUUUUUUAAAAAAAUUUAAAAUUAAAAAUAAUUUCUCUUAAUUCCAGAAAUGCAGUUGAAAAGGAUCAUACACGAUUCAGUAUCUUAUCUUCUUCAUAGAAUUUCUGCAGAAAAUAUUUGUAUUUAUGUAUAUGGAUGUUUUUAUCAGAUUCAAAAUUAGGGCAAAAACGGAGGUUCAGGAUUGAUCUGCAGAUGAUCGAUCUGAAAAGGGGGGAAAUGUUUCCGAAUUAUUUGAAGAUUUUCUGAAAAUGGGGAAGAAUGUGAUGUUCGGAGUGAAGAAAUGUCUGAAAUCAGUGUGCAAUCAUCCCUUCCUCAUAUGCACACUCUGUUUCUUGAUGUUUAUCCGCCGAUCAUUCCCUGUUUUCUUCUCCCUGUUAAUGUCCGCCGCCCCUGUUUUCGUCUGCACGGCGGUUCUGCUCGGAGCGCUCCUGAAUUUGGGGCGAUCGGACGUGGCGGAAACCGAUGUACACGACACGGCGGCGGAAUCCGCCGGAAAAUGCCGAGGAUGCCAUUUUAGGGACAGGAGGCCGCCGGACGUGGCCGGGAAGGCGGCGGUGGAGAGUCGGGAAGUAAGCGAUCACGUCGAAUCCGACGUCGAAUCGUUCGAUUCCGAAAGGGUGAAUGUUGAUUCGCCGCCGGAGUCGCCGUGGCUGAGGGUGGAGGAGAUUCGGAGCUGCGCCGGCGGCGGCAGCGACGACGGAGAUGUGGAAGACGAUGACAUGAUGGAAUCGAGCUCCGGAUCCGGCGGCAGCACCAGCUCCUCGCCGGCGGCGACGUCAUCAAUGGUGGAUAUAAUGCCGCUCGACGAGCUCCACCCGCUCUUAGACGAGGACGGAUCGGUGCAGCUGGUGCCGUUAUCGCUCCGCGGCUCUCAGGCCAUGUCGGAAGUGUCGCCGGAGUCGAGCAGCGGCAACGAGUCCGACGUCGAGACGGAGACGCAGAGCGACGCGCCGGCGAAGCCGGCGAUCACUUGGACGGAGGAGGAUCAACGGAAUCUCCAAGAUUUAGGGUGUUCAGAGAUCGAACGGAAUCAACGUCUCGAAAGUUUGAUGCAACGGCGCCGCCAACGGAAGUACCAAAGCAUGGUGCCGGAGAUGAACUUAAUCGACUUAGAAGCCACCUCGGCAGGGCCACACAACGUCGCACCGAUCGCGACGGGGAGGCGGCAAAAUCAGAACCCGUUCGAUGAAGGCAACGAGAAUCCGGGGAUGCCUCCGGUGCCGGGCUCGGCGCCGUCCGUUUUAUUGCCGGGCCGGAAUCCGUUCGACGCGGCGAGUUACUCUGGUGAGGAGAGGGCAGCGGCUCUGCCGCCGCUGCCGCGGCGGGGUGGAGGUUUUCAAGAGGUGUUCAUGAGAAGAAACGAGAGUUUGAUCGCGGAGAAGCUCGACGCUAAGUUACGUCCGUUCUUUGUGGCCGAGUCGCCGUUCUGUCAGCCACCGGCCGCAUCGAACGACUCCCGGCUGAGCUCGGUGCCGGAGACGGCGUCCGUUAGUUCGGUCGAGGAUACCGACGUCGAUACAGGCCGUGUCGCAGAGGAAGUCGAGGUUCCAGAAAGUCGAGGUUCUGACGAUCACGAGAUAGUCUCUGCCGAGGUCGACGGGGAAACUCCCGAAGAGGAGUCGAAAGAGGAAGUUGGUUCGGGUUCUGAAGUAGUCGAUACCGCCGUCGACGACUCAUCCUCAACAUCGGAAGCGAGUGGAAGAGUCUCCGACGAUGACGAAGCGUCGAAAGACAGUCAGGACAUCGAUAUCUCGACGCGAACCGAUGCACCGGUCGACGAAGCGUCGAAAGACGAUAGCAACAUCGACGACGUCUCGACACAUUCGCCGACUAACGAAGCGUCGAAAGACGACAUCGACAUCGAUGCGUCGACACAAAUUCAUACGCCAAUCGACGAAUCUCAACACAAAGUCGAGCCCGUCUACGACUCAAGCCCCCCGUCGAUCAAGAAGCCGCAUCCCGAAUCUGCCGGAGAUUUUCUCCCGUCGUUCGUCAAGCAGACAGUGUCUCUAAUCGGAAGAACGUGGGACGGGAUUACUGGCGAAUCGUCAAACCCUCCCGACGCUAAGAAUCCGACCAAUGAUUCCGACGAGGCGAAACAUCUGGUCGAGAGCCUACCAAAAGUUGUAUCGAGUUCGAUCGAAAAGAACACAACUUCGACAUUAGACAAUGACGAUGACGACGAUGACGAUGAAGACUAUCAAGAAGCAAGUGUGAAAAUCUCGACGCCGUCAGCGAGGGAAAGCGCCGCCGUCCUUUACAACAUACCGAUGAACAAUCCGAGCGCCAAGCGUCUCGAGGAAGUUCAGGUGCCGAACACGCCCGUUGACGCAUUCGACAAGCUACGAUCGAUCCCGAAUCUGAACAUUACGAACAUACACGAGCUAAUCGACACGAGAUCGCACGUCGGGUCGCCGUACACUCCUGACCUGACGUCGAUGCCGUCCAUGCCGUCGAGCGCUUCGAAGGAAUCUGCCCCUCAGUUCAGCAUGCAGACGAUCCUCGAGGAGGUGUCCGAAGCGAACCAAACCGAUGGCAUGUCCGGAUCAGACAGCGAAGGCGAGAUUUAUUGGCGGGCCCGUCCUACCGCCUUCGACAAAUACGUCGAAUCCGCGGAGGGGAGCUCGUCGCCAGACAGCCAGAAACUCGACGCUUCCGAAAAGCUCGAUUCGGCCGACGGGAACAAGACGGAUGAAAAUCGAAUCGAAGAUGCCGGUGAACCGAAAAUCGAGCCCCACGGUGGAGAGGCGGCGGUAGAAACUGGGAAAGAAAAUGUACGAUCAACGGAGGAGACGGACUGAUAGGUAGAUAGAGCGGGAAGGUAAAUAAUUUGAAUUUGAAUUUAAGUUUGAAUUUGAAUUUGAAUUUGAACAUGAGUCCGGUUUGGGUUUGAGUUUGGGUUAGGGUUCUAUUAACCCUUUUGGAAAAUAAGACCUGCUUGUAUUUUUUUCUUUUUUUUGGGCCUUAAUAUAGCUUUGUAUGUGUUGCUUGUUUAUUGUAGAAUGAUUAUAAGGGUUU
Messenger RNA from Andrographis paniculata, 3060 nucleotides. RefSeq lists its product as uncharacterized. The record is from RefSeq and is a predicted model, not a curated record. Lineage: Eukaryota; Viridiplantae; Streptophyta; Magnoliopsida; Lamiales; Acanthaceae. Bases 291 to 2843 code for a protein of 850 amino acids. The transcript has 3 exons.